UGUGGAUCCCAUUCCAAAAAAAAAAAACUACUGUGGAUCCCAUUCCAAUUACCAAAUUCGAAUGAUUCUGAUUGUUUAUUUCAAUUUGUCAACAGUCUUGGAAAAUCCCUCUAUUCAACAUCUGCAAUUCGGGAACUUGGGUUGAUCAUGGAAAAUUCACAAGAAAAACUCAACACAGAAGGAGAUGGAGACGGCGAUGGAAGGAAAGCGACCCCUUACCCUUUUUCUUCUUCUCCUUCUUCAACCUUAGGCCAAGCCUCAGUUUACCACUCUGUGGCUGCUGAUGUUCUAUUGUGGAAACGACGACAUGUUUCUUUUGGUGUCAUUGUUGUUGCAACUGUUGCUUGGGUCCUUUUCGAACGGUCCGGACUAUCAUUCUUGUCAAUUUGUUCAGAUGUUUUGCUCAUUUUGAUCGUACUGUUAUUUCUACGUGCCAACUAUGCUGCUCUUAGAAACAAACAACUGUACACCUUACCAGAGCUAGUAUUGUCAGAGGAAAUGGUUAACAAUGCUGCAGCUUCAUUUCGUGUAAAAAUCAACAAUUUGUUGCUAAUGGCUCAUGAUAUUACCCUUGGCAAAGAUUUUAGACUUUUCUUCAAGGUGGUGGUCUAUUUGUGGCUCUUGUCUGUCAUUGGCAGCUUCUUCUCCUUCUUCACAAUUGCAUAUAUCGGAACCAUCUUAUUGAUUACGGUUCCAGCGUUAUACAGCAAAAAUGAUGAACGUGUUGAUAGAUAUUGUGGAAUUAUUCAAAAACAGUUGUCUAAGCAUUAUAAAAUAGUCGAUGAGAAUGUCUUUAGCAGACUGCCUCGAAACUCAUCCAAGGACAAGGAUUUGUAAUUCUUAUAUAUAUCUUACUUGUUGGCAUCAUAUUUUACCUGUUUUUCGAGCAAGUAGUAUGUAAUGGGGCUUACGUACCAUUUCUGUUAAAUGUUUAGUUUUUUUUUUUAAAAAAAAAUUGAGAGCCCCACUAAAAAAUAACAACAAUUAGUCAUUUUGCCCACUGACUA
Messenger RNA from Humulus lupulus (European hop), 1007 nucleotides. RefSeq names its product reticulon-like protein B16. The record is from RefSeq and is a predicted model, not a curated record. The coding region runs from base 148 to 837 and encodes 229 amino acids. The transcript is spliced from 5 exons. NCBI's taxonomy places the organism in Eukaryota, Viridiplantae, Streptophyta, Magnoliopsida, Rosales, Cannabaceae.